Messenger RNA from Manis javanica (Malayan pangolin), 873 nucleotides. RefSeq names its product SLAM family member 9-like. Lineage: Eukaryota; Metazoa; Chordata; Mammalia; Pholidota; Manidae. The record is from RefSeq and is a predicted model, not a curated record. Gene Ontology annotation, cellular component: membrane.
CCGAGCUCACGUGCAGGCAGCCUGCCAUGGGGUCCUGCUCAGGAGAACCCUGCCUCUGCUGGGUCACCUGGCUCCUGCGAUGCACCAGCCUCCUCCUCAGUGCCUGCAGCAAUGUGGCCAACAGCUCUGGAGCCCACGUGUUUCUGAACAGGACCCAGGGAAGCUGUGUGUUGUUUCACGCGGCCAGGGAGGCAGGAGCUGAGCUGAAGGAGAUCUCAUGGGGCUUCGGCCCUGAGUCUGACUACAGAGUCAUCCUGACAGUCUGCUCUAGCACAGAACCCCCCACCUGGGUCAGCCUGCAGGACAAGUAUGAGCAGAGGGUCCACGUGCCCAACAUGACGUCCCUGAGGAUUGACAACCUUACGUGCGAGGACAGCGGGCAGUACCGGGCUCGGGGCAGCCUCACUGGAGGAAGAGAAUUUAACCUGAAUUUCCACCUCACUGUCGGUGCACCCGUGCCCCUUCCCCAGAUCUGGGUCACUUCCUCAUCCAUCACACCAGGCUGGUGCAACAUCACCUUGGAGUGCAGGGCCCAGGGGGCCAUGGAGGACCUGAAGGUGACCUGGGAGAGCAAAGGCCUCCCCGAGGAGCUGGAGCAGAGAGGGAUCCCGGGACCAGCCCCCAACUCGUGGACCCUGGAUCUGAGCCUGCCACUGAGCCAGCCCAACCCCAGGCUCACCUGUGUGCUCAGCAACCCGCUUGACCAGAAAACUGCCACCAGAGACCUUGGGGCCAUCUGUGUCCCUGAUUCAAGUGGAAAGACCAUUGACACCCCGCUGCGAGGCCUCCUGGGGGCCGCCGUGAUUGUCCUGCUGGUCCUCGGAGUUGGACUGUACCUUUGCCGCAUGUGGGUUAAGAAGUAGAAGAUGGAGC